Molecule: messenger RNA, 927 nt
Organism: Cucurbitaria berberidis CBS 394.84
Lineage: Eukaryota; Fungi; Ascomycota; Dothideomycetes; Pleosporales; Cucurbitariaceae
Exons: 1
Coding region: 1-927 (308 amino acids)
Biological process (GO): snoRNA splicing
Cellular component (GO): U2-type spliceosomal complex
Molecular function (GO): metal ion binding
Source: RefSeq, a predicted model, not a curated record
AUGGAAGCCCCAGUCGUCAAGUUCAAGAAGCGGACCACCAAAACUGCCCCUCGCAAAGUUGCCCCGCCGCCGCCACGAUCAGAUUCCGACGCCUCGUCAGGCUCGGAAGCAGAAGGCGAUGAUGGUCAUGUAGUCAAGCGACGGAAGAUAAACGACCAUGCCCUGAAGGCGUCCACAGCGGACCAGAAGGCCAACUCGAAAUUUGAAGGGACAACAACGUACGAAGCCGACCGCUCGGCCGUAAUAGAAGCAAGCACCGAUGCCACGAAGCAAUCGAACUGGUACGACGAGGAAGCAGACAACGCUCUGAGCUCCAAGAACCUGCUCGGUAGCACGCGCUCGAAACCACAAACACUCGUCGAGAAGAAUCCCGACGCACCGACGCGACAGGUCGGGCCACAGAAGGCCUCAACGAAUAUCCGCACCAUAACCGUCACCGACUAUACGCCAGACGUAUGUAAGGACUAUAAGCAGACGGGGUUUUGCGGCUUCGGCGACAACUGCAAAUUUCUCCACGCCCGUGAGGACUAUGCAGCAGGCUGGAAGCUGGAUCGAGAAUGGGAGAUGUCAACCAAAGGCAAGAAACCUGGAGGCACAGUUGUUGCAUCGGCAAACAGGGACGAGAAAGAAAAGGACGAAGAUGGCGUCGACCUGGCUAUUCUCGACAAGAUACCGUUUGCCUGCAUAAUAUGCAAGAAGCCGUACAAGACUCCCAUCAUCACAAAAUGCGGGCAUUACUUCUGCGAAGCUUGCGCGUUGAAGCGAUAUCGGAAAGAUCCGACCUGUGCGGCCUGCAGCGCUAAAACGUACGGUGUGUUCAACGGCGCGAAGAACCUACAAAAGCUGCUAGAUAAGAAGCAAAAGUGGGAGGAUAAGAAGAAGGCAGAAGCCGAAGCGGCGGAGAAGGAAGAGGAGGGCGGCGAUUGA